Perkinsus marinus ATCC 50983 is the source of this 240-nucleotide messenger RNA. RefSeq lists its product as hypothetical. The transcript has 2 exons. The annotation marks the transcript as partial. Lineage: Eukaryota; Perkinsozoa; Perkinsida; Perkinsidae. The record is from RefSeq and is a predicted model, not a curated record.
AUGUCCAUGAACACUGCACAGUUAGCUUAUCUUCAUGCGAGUUUAUAUGAUAUUAACAAUGUGGUAUUCGUUGGGUAUCUUUUAGACACGCAUUUACUUCAACGCUAUACAAUCGUCGUUCAACUUCUGGACAGGCGGCCGUAUGAAGGCGCUCUAUUUUCGGCAUGCUCACUAUCUGGGCGCGCUUGGUGCUCUCUUGAAAAGAGAAUCGACACUUGCUACGAUGACCCCGGGAAGGGA